Messenger RNA from Homalodisca vitripennis (glassy-winged sharpshooter), 881 nucleotides. RefSeq names its product evolutionarily conserved signaling intermediate in Toll pathway, mitochondrial (gene ECSIT). Bases 1 to 849 code for a protein of 282 amino acids. The record is from RefSeq and is a predicted model, not a curated record. The transcript is spliced from 5 exons. Lineage: Eukaryota; Metazoa; Arthropoda; Insecta; Hemiptera; Cicadellidae. Gene Ontology annotation, cellular component: mitochondrion.
AUGUUGAGUGAUAUAAGUGGAAGUGAGGGGGAGGAAGGGACUCAUGUUGGUUUACAAAAUGCAAAGAAAAGGAAGAAAACGGGGAAGAUGAGCGACGUGAUGAAAAAACUUCGUGCAACUACUCAUGAGCACAAUGUCGGAGGCGUCUUUAGCAACAGAAUGACUCACUACAUUGUCACUUGUGGUUUCCUCUUAAUCCAAGUCAAUUUCUUCUUCAUCGGCUUUGUUGUUCUGCACAAUAGCAAUGAUUUGGUCGUCAUUUGCUGUAACUUCCGAAACAUCACCUUAAACAAGCCACUCUUCUACAUCGGAAGGAGUCGGAUGAGGGAAGUUUUGGAGACAAAGGAAGUGAAAGAUUCUAUCGACGAGACAUGGAUAGUUUCCGGACAGAGUCCUUUGCAAAAGGAUCUGAUAGAGCGACAUGAUGUGACAGAACCUUUGUUUGUGGAGGGUUCCUUCCGUGUAUGGUUGCGCGGCACUUCUGUCAACUACUUCAUACUGCGUGCAGAUCCUGAUCUCACACCCAAACCUGAACAGGACAAUGAUGACAUUAGCAGAUUGUCACUGCCACUGUUUGAACCACCAACAGCACAGCAGAUCGCUCGAGCGACUGUGGUACAUGAGCAGGAGGACAGUGUAAUACUUGCGACAUGUGCAACAGGCAGUAGUAGCCGUGACAGUUUACUCUCCUGGAUCCGAUUGCUACAGCGGGACAACCCUCGGCUGGGUGAAAUUCCAGUUCUCUUCACCCUGAAGAGCCCCAUCGGAACCACGGAACCCUUGAAGGAAAUCGAGGGAGACGAUCCUGUCCCUGUUGUUAUCAAUAAGAUACCAAUAGACAAACCAUGAUUUGUACAGUAAUAUACAGUUUUGUUAGACUA